AUGGAGCGCACUCAGUGUCUCCUUCUGGAUGAGGAGGCGGUCCGUCAGCUGAGCGACCACCAGAGGGCGGAGUUUAUCUUCUCAUGGCUGAGUCACCUGAAGAAGACCCUCCCCACCACAGACCGGGUUGCCAUCAGACAGAACCAGCGGCAUCUGGUGGAGCAGCUGUCGGCCGUUCUGAUUGGCUCCCCGGGUCCGCCCACCCGCUGGCUGCUCGCCCACUGCCUCGCCCUGCUGCUCCGCCUUGGAGACCCCCUCCCCGCCAGCCUAUUGGUCGAGAGGUGCAAUGACAUCAUCCGCAGCAAAGACGACUCUCCGUCAGGACUCCCGACCCGGCUUGCCGCCGUGGCCUGUCUGGGUUCUCUGUACCAACAGCUGGGGCGGAUGCUCAUCGCCUCCUUCAAAGACACGUUCUCCAACCUGAUGAAGGCCAUGAAGAACGCAGAGUCUCAGGGUCGGUAUGAGAUCAUGCUCUGUCUGGAGAAGAUCCUUUGUGGUUUGGGCGUCGGCGCCAUCUCCUGUCAUCGCGAUGUCUACAAGGCGGCGAGGACCUGCCUGACCGACCGCUCCAUGGCCGUCCGCUGCGCCGCUGCCAAGUGUCUCCUGGAGCUGCAGAGGGAGGCGGUCUUCCUGUGGACCUCAGAGUUGGACAACGUGGCCUCGCUGUGCUUCAGGGCCUUUGAAGGUUCCAGCUCCAGCGUGCGUGUGUCUGUGUCAGAGCUGUUGGGGACGCUGUUGGCUGCAGCCGUGGAGCCCCCGCCACAGCGCCUCGCAGCCCCCAGGCAGGGUGGGCGGGGUCGGACGUCCCUGGAGGAGGUGAUGGAUCUGUUGUUGGGGGGUUUCCUGAGGGGCGGGGCCGGGUUUCUGCGAGCCAGCGGAGACAUGUUGAAGGGGACGAGCUCCGUCAGCAAAGACAUCCGCAUGGGGGUCACACAGGCCUGUGUGGUCUUUGUCUCCUCCCUCGGUGCCUCCUGGUUGGAGUCCAACUUCUCCUCCUUCCUGUCCCUGCUCAUGGAGUUGGCAUCCCACGGUAAAGCAACUCAGACGGCGAGCGACGCCGUGGUGACGCGGCACUGCGUUUCCUUCAUCCUAAGGAGCACCCUGGGGUCUCUGCUGGGGGAGAAGGCCCAGACCAACGCAGCCAAACAGCUGUGUGUGUACGUGGCGGCGCACAAACGCACCAUCGGUCUUUUGGACUCGGUUGUCUCUGUCCUCCUUCAUCCUGCCUACUCGGCCCGUUUAGCCGCCGCCUGGUGUCUGCGCUGCAUCGCCAUGGCGAUGCCGUCCCAGUGUUCCUUGCUGCUGGACCGCUGCACCGAGCGUCUGGUGGCGCUGAAGUCGUCCCCUGAAGCCGUGUCCGGGUACGCAGCAGCUGUCACCGCCCUGGUGGCCGCAGUGCAGCAAUGCCCUCUGGGAAUUCCGAGCACCAAGGGGAAGGUGGUUCUGGGUCUGGCUGAAGACCUUCUCCGUUCCGCUGCUCAGAACAGUCGUAUCUCCCUCCAGAGGACUCAGGCCGGCUGGAUGCUCAUCUCCUCCCUCAUCACCCUGGGUCCAGCCGUGGUGGAGCUCCAUCUCCCUCGGCUCCUCCUCCUCUGUCGCUGUGUGUUUCCGGCGUCUCUGCGGGAGCAGGACAUGGAGCUGCGUCGAGGGGACUACUUUACGUGGCAGGUUACGUUGGAGGGCCGAGCCGGGGCACUGUGCGCCAUGAAGAACCUGCUGCUCCACUGCAGGAACCUGGUCACCGAUGACAUCAUCAGCCGUCUGCUCACACCAUUGGCCUGUUCUGUGGCCCUGCUUACCAAGUUGCCGGUUCUCCUCAGGUCCUACGGUUCCUCCAUCCGGACCUGGUCAGUCCUCUAUAGACUCCGAGUCUACGAGCUGCUGGUUAUGCUGCCGCCUCACAGUUACCAUGAGAGUUUCGGAUUGGUGAUGAACCAGCUGGUGUCGGACCUGUCGGGUCAGGACAACCUGAACCAGCCGUGUUCAGAGCUCACUCUGCUGCCGCCGCUCUGUCACCAUGACGACCUGCCGCCAAUCGGCCACGCCCUCCGAGACCCCGCCCACCACUACAUCGAGGAGCAGCUCCACGCCAGCAGUGUAGGCGGAGCCUCUCUGGACAAUGACCCCUUUAGUCUGUGCAACCCCGGCGACGAAGCUCCCGCUUCUCUUCCUCCUCCCAUCGCUCUGACCGCCGCGGCCGUCCAACUCUUUGGGACGCUGUUCCCUCACAUCAUCUCCGCUCAGAAAGUGAAGAUCCUGGAGCAGUUUGUGGAGACGGUGAACCAGGUCAAAGGUCAGCGACAGCAGACAGUCCAGACCCACGUGUGCGCUGCCCUCUGCAGUCUGCUCAAGGGUCUGGGUCCUCAGCUCCAGGCUGGUGUCCGUGGUCCUCUGGGUCCAGAGGACGUGCGUCCCCCCGCCCUGUCCCUCCUGUCGGGGGCGCUGGAGAGCAGUAGUCCUCUGCUGCGCUGCCUGGCGGCUGAAGGUCUGGCCCGUCUGGUCCAGGUGGUCAACGACCCCGGCUUCACCGUGUCCGUGUCCCUGCUCUGCUUUGACAGGUUGAAAACGGCGAGGGACGCAGCGUCUCGCAGCGGCUUGGCUCUGGCUCUGGGGGCACUGUACCGCUACGUGGGCGGGAUCAGCUCCCCUCAGCACCUGUCCACCUGUGUGGGCGUCCUGUUCACCCUUAGCCAGGACAGCACGUCCCCAGAGGUCCAGACCUGGUCCCUCCACAGUCUGUCUCUGGUGGUGGAUCUGUCUGGGGGUCUGUACCGGGUCCACGCAGAGCCCUCCUUCACGUUGGUGCUCCGCCUCCUGCUGUCAACUCCGCCCACUCACCCAGAGGUUCACCUGAGUCUGGGCCGCUGUCUGCAUGCGCUUACCACCUGCCUGGGUCCGGAUCUACAAGGUGACAGUGCGGCCGUUAUUCGGUCCAGUGUUCUGCUGGGUUCUGCUGUCAUGCAGGGUUCUCCAGACUGCCUGGUCCAGUCCAGAGCUGUGUCCUGUCUUCAGCAGCUCCACAUGUUCUGUCCUCCUCACGUGGACCUGUCCGGCCUCGUACCUGCACUCUGUACUCACCUGUCCAGUUCUUACCUGUCUUUACGUGGUGCUGUCGUGGCCUGUUUGCGUCAGUUGGUCCAACGUGAAGCUCUGGAGGUUUCACAACUGGCUGUGACAGUGGUUAAAGAACUGAACAGAAGAGACAACACACAACUGGAUGUGACCAUAAAGGAGGUGGGUCUGGAAGGAGCCCUGUUCACUCUGCUGGACCAGGAGUCCGACCCGGGUCUGAGGAGGGAUAUCCAGGAGACGCUGGUCCACAUGAUGACGUCCAGUGCCACCACGGGGAAACUGGGACACUGGCUCAAACUGUGCAAGGAUGUCCUGUCGGCAUCCACAGACUGCCGGACCCCCAUGGAGGCCAGUCAGGAGGACGAGGAGGAGGCGGACCCCGGCCGCGACGACGACUCGUCUGUGUUCAGAGCGCGCUCAGACGGCGGCGGCCCCUUCACAGCGCUGCGUUGGGCCACGCGCCGCUUUGCCAUGGAGUGUGUGUGUCGAAUCAUCGCGCAGUGUGAGAGCGCUGACCCCGCCCACUUCGACAUGACGCUGGCCCAGGAGCGACGCCUCCACGAGUCCACGGACUUCCUGGUUCUCCAUCUGGGCGACCUGGUCCGGAUGGCAUUCAUGGCGGCCACUGACCACAGCGACCAGCUGCGCCUGGCGGGUCUGCAGACCCUACUGGUCGUCAUCAGACGGUUCUCAGACGUUCCUGAACCCGAGUUCCCCGGUCACGUGAUCCUGGAGCAGUACCAGGCCAACGUGGGCGCCGCCCUCAGACCCGCCUUCUCAGCCGACGCCCCUCCUGACGUCACAUCCAAAGCCUGUCAGGUGUGCAGCGCGUGGAUCGCCAGCGGCGUGGUCAGCGACAUCCGCGACCUGAGGCGCGUCCAUCAGCUGUUGGCGUCGUCGUUGGUCAAAGUUCAGAGUGGCAGAGACGGCAGCGUUCAGCUGUACAACGAGGCAGCUGCUACCAUGGAAACGCUGUCAGUGCUGAAGGCGUGGGCCGAGGCGCCGGAGUUGCUGGGUGGCCGAAUAGAGAUGGUUUACAUCGUAGCGAUUCAGUCGAGCAGACAGAAGCAGAGCUCUGAUAGGCCGUCGGAGCUGUCUGCCUCCCCUGUGACCAACAACGGUUCGGGGGUGGAGUCUGGAGGGGCGGGGCUCCUGAAGCUGGUCCAAUCAGACCUGUCAACACUGAGUUGUCUAUGGCUGUCUGCGCUGCAGGACUACGCUCUGCUCACCCUCCCACCGGAGUACGCACCCCAGCUACCUGCAGCAGGGGGCUCCUUCUACACGGCAGAGACCGUCAACCAGUCCAGAGGUCACUACGCAUCAUCAUGGGCACCGAUCCUCCACGCCACCGCGCUGUGGCUCCACAGCACAGGGUUUGUGAUGACAGACGACACCCCCGUUAACCUGUCCAGACCGGCCACGCCCACCUCCAUGGGACACACCAGCUCUGUGGGCGGAGCCAAGAGUCCAGAGGACAUCAACACAGAGAGGCUGCAUCUGAUUCUGGGGAUCAGUGUGGAGUUCCUGUGUUCUCCACGUUCCGGGGACCAGAUGGAGAACAUCACUUCCUGUCUGCGAGCUCUGCAGGCGCUGCUCGACGUCCCGUGGCCUCGGGCCAGGAUCGGCCACGACCAGGCUCUGAGUGUGGAGCUGCUCGGCGUCCUCCACCGGCUGAUGGUCACCAGGGAGGCGGAGUCCGUCCAGCUCGCCGUGUUGGAUUUACUGCGACAGAUCGUCACAGCAGCGCAGGAGCACGUGAGGGAGAAACGCCACAGUGCAGAAGUGGAUGACGGCGCCGCAGAGAAGGAGACACUGCCGGAGUUUGGUGAGGGGCGAGACACCGGGGGUCUGAUCCCUGGGCGCUCGCUGGUGUUCGCAGCGUUGGAGCUCUGCCUCUGUGUUCUGGUCCGGAAACUUCCUCAGCUCAGCCCCAAACUGGCCGGAACCAGCCCGACCGGUCCUGGUGGGUCUGUGUGGACACUGUCGGACAGUGACUGCCGUCUGGUGUCCUCUGCUCUGUGUGUCCUCUCUGAGCUACCGUCCGUCUGCUCUCCUGAAGGCAGUGUGUCCAUCCUCCCCACCGUCCUCUACCUGCUGCUGGGUGUCCUCAGGGAGCUGGUCCACCAACCCAUGGUGACGGGCUCAGGGGGAGGAACAGGGGGCGGGGCCAGUCUGGUGGUCCAAUCGGCUCUGCAGGCACUGAAAACCGUCCUGACGUCGCCGAUGAGUCAACAGGAGAAGAGUCGUGGCGCCUGGAACCUGCUGCUGAGGUCAGCGCUGAACACGCUGCUGACGCUGUGGGAUGCCGGUGACCCCGGCGUCGCCGUGGACCAGGUCAGCCUCCUCACCGCCCUCACCAUCUUCCUGUUGUCCACCGGGCCAGACGUCUGCACCAUCAACCCUCUGCACACGCUCAGUCUGCAGCGAUUCACCGCCUGCAUGGACGCCAAAGACCCCGUGGUGGUGAGUCGAUGUUUCCAGCUCCUCGCCACCGUGUUCCAGGCUCCGCCCCCUGUUUCGGUCCCGUACAUUCAGAGUCUAGGUCCGCCGCUUGUCAGGUUCCUACAGAGGGUGGAGGGGCGUCGGCCUCAGAGUCCGGAUGAGUUGACAGGUGUCUUGGACGGGAUCCGGGCCAUGGAGGUCCUAGUCCAGGCGGCCGACGAGUCCCAGCGUCCUCAGCUCAUCACUGUGCUGCUGCCCCUCCUCAUCUCCUUCCUAUUGGAUGAAAACGCUCUUGGCUCUGCCCCCGCAGCGUCACGGUCCCUUCAUGAGGCGGCGCUGAAGGACCUGAUGCGUCUCGGACCGCAGCACUCGGCCGUGUUCAGGUCUCUGGUGUCCUCGUCUCCUCACCUGAAGUCUCGUCUUGAAGCCGCCGUCAAAGGGAACCAGGAGAGUCUGAACGCCAAAUCCGGCCCUGCCCACCCGAGCAGCCGCCAAGGCGCCGCCAAGGUGUCGCCCAGCAUCACGCUCAAAACCAACUUCCUGUGA
This is a messenger RNA of Sphaeramia orbicularis (orbiculate cardinalfish), 6060 nucleotides long. Its product is annotated as HEAT repeat-containing protein 5A-like. The record is from RefSeq and is a predicted model, not a curated record. Gene Ontology annotation, biological process: retrograde transport, endosome to Golgi; endocytosis; intracellular protein localization. Lineage: Eukaryota; Metazoa; Chordata; Actinopteri; Kurtiformes; Apogonidae. Gene Ontology annotation, cellular component: endocytic vesicle; Golgi apparatus; membrane. The transcript has 39 exons. The coding region runs from base 1 to 6060 and encodes 2019 amino acids.